Danaus plexippus (monarch butterfly) is the source of this 1798-nucleotide messenger RNA. RefSeq names its product PR domain zinc finger protein 5-like. Lineage: Eukaryota; Metazoa; Arthropoda; Insecta; Lepidoptera; Nymphalidae. The transcript is spliced from 5 exons. Gene Ontology annotation, biological process: regulation of transcription by RNA polymerase II. The record is from RefSeq and is a predicted model, not a curated record. The coding region runs from base 115 to 1782 and encodes 555 amino acids. Gene Ontology annotation, molecular function: zinc ion binding; RNA polymerase II transcription regulatory region sequence-specific DNA binding; DNA-binding transcription factor activity, RNA polymerase II-specific. Gene Ontology annotation, cellular component: nucleus.
UUUCCUUGUUUUCAUCACAACCCUAGCUGUCAUAUUUAAUAAAUAGUAAAUAGUAUGAAAUUGAAACUUGCUUUAGGUAAUUUGAAGAAAUAAUCAUAAGGGUUUAUUUUGAAAAUGGAUAAGAACUACACGAGCUAUGGAGAGUGUCGGUGUUGCUUAGUAAAAGGAUAUCACAGAGACAUAAUGAAGGAAUACUACGUAAAUGGCACUAGGGAGGUGUAUAUAGACAUUUUCAUGGAAUGCUUCAAUUUAUUUCUGUCAACAAACAAACAGAUCAGUGCGCUGAUAUGUGUGUCGUGCGUUCAAAAACUGAAAGAGGCUAAUAGUUUCAGACUGCUCGUAAUCAGCUCGGAGGAGCAGCUUCUAGACUCAAUAACUGAUAAAGAAACUGUUUUUGUUAACGUGGGUGUUCAAUCCGAAGUGAAAACGGAACUGCAGGGUGAUGUGAAGGUGGAACAAGACGACUCCGUCUUUGAUUGCGAGGAGUUUCUAUGUGAUGAAGUCAUUACAGAGACAAAGGAUGAGGAAAUCGUAGAUAGAGAGGCGGAAAUAUUGUCCCGAUUUCCGUUCACCAACAAACUGCCUGAUAGGAGAAGUUUGUAUACAACCUGCAAAGGCUUCGUAACACACCUGGACCUGCUGGAAGGUAAGUUAGUUUUACCCAAAAUGAUCGCUAAGCUAUUAGAGAACGACAGCGGAAGGUCCUCAAAGAAGAUAUUCGUAACGGAAAAAAUGGCUCACAUACACAACGCGUCCACGCUUCUAGAAUAUUCGAAUGCAACUCCUUUUAAGAGCAAAAAUAGAUCGGGCUUUCCCUGUUUCUUCUGUAGGAGCAUACACGACAGUCUGGACAAACUCAAAGAGCACCAAAGCAAGGCACACAAAAGAACAGAAAUCAAGAAGAUUCUGGCAACUUAUGGGGCGGAGUGUCUAGUGGUGUACGUGGACAUAACGGAUUUAAAAUGCACCAUCUGCGAUAGUGAUGUCCCAAGUCUGAACGAACUGAGAGAGCAUUUGAUGAAGAUACACAAGAAGAAAAUACAUUUGGAGUACACGGAUAGGGUCAUACCAUUCAAGCUGUCCACCAACAGCAUAUACGAAUGCCAAGUUUGCAGAUUCAACUUCGAAACUUUCGGUUCUAUCGAGCGCCACAUGAACGUGCACUACAGGAACUACGUUUGCAACCAGUGCGGGACCGGUUUCGUGACGAAGUACCGUCUGAAGGUGCACAUGAAGAGCAUGCACGUAGGCGGCGCGUACCCAUGCGAUAUAUGCAAAAAAGUAUACACGACCCAACAGAAGCACAAGAACCACGUGGACACGGUGCACAAGAUGAUAAAGAGAUUCAAAUGCACCAAAUGUCCUGAACGUUUCUCAGAAUAUUUCAGGCGUCAGAAGCAUCUGGUGGAAGUUCACGGUCUGGCGCCGCUGCAUUACAAGUGCAACGUGUGCGACAAGGCCUUCGACAGGCGCUACACAUUAUCGCGGCACAUGAAGCGCGACCACUUGGAGGAGAGGGACUACCAGUGCCAACUGUGCUCGUACAAAUGCUUCACCAACAACGAGCUCAGCGUGCACAUGAUAAAGCAUAACGGCGAGAGAAUACACGAGUGCAGCGUCUGCAAUAAGUCCUACGCCAGGAAGAAGACCCUCAGAGAACAUAUGCGUAUACACAACAAUGACCGAAGAUUUUCCUGCGCCGUCUGUGGACAGUCGUUCGUGCAGAAAUGCAGUCUGAAGGGCCACGUGAAAACGCAUCACACGGAUUAUGUCGUGCAAUAAAUUAUUAUAAGACUGU